AUAUGUAUCUGGAGUGAAACUAAUUUUUCAUAGAUGUCCAUUUUUUAAAUUGACAUUUAUGUAAUUCACCGGAUUCAUAGAAGAAGUUUUAAAGAAAAGUUAACUCAUAUCAAUGAACAAAGACGAUAACGAAAUAACAAUUUUAUAGAUAUAGAAAAUGAAAUCACUUAUGGAAAGUCAAUAGUAAACAAAUCGAGAGCAUAAAACCUAAUCACCUUUCUUCAUUAUAUAGUCGAUGUUGCCUAUUUGGUUUUAGUGAUUUAUGUCAUCCACAAAACUUAAUUUCUUUUUGUGCAUAUGACGUCUUAAAAAUAAUUAAAAUGAAAUGUAAUAUAUUAACUCUUCAACAACGAUGAUAUAUUAAAAAAAUCAACAUUUGUAUUCGUCAUUUUAUAAUCGAUAAUGUAGUGUUGGAAAGUGUUAAAACCAUUUAAUAAACACAUUAUAUAAAAUCUCACCCUGCACAUGCACGGAGGUUAUCAUCUAGUGUAUGUUUAUACAUGAAAUUGUUUAUAGAAAAAAACAACUAAUCUAACUCUGAUUGCAUUAUUGGCAUUGAUCUACUUUUAUAGGCCAGUCACAAAAUAUUAUUUUCAAAGAUGCAAUCACUUGGCCACAUAAAUUAUUAUACAUCAAUUGAAAUUUCCCCAAAAUAGUUUGAGAACGUAUAGAGACGCAUCUUUUUCACUAGACUAUUUAUUCUAACAUCUUUAAUGCAUAUAGAGACACAAACGUAACAAACAAUGUAGGAUUGAAUAUACAUUGUGACAUUUGACACACGACAAUGCCAAUCAGGCUAUAAGAUAACACAGAUGCAUGUGAGAGGGAGAGAGAUGUAGAUUUAACUUAUAUGACUAUAUUUAUAUAGACAUUAAAACAUGAUCACCUCUAAGAAAAUAGCGGCGAGCUCUAGGCCGAUGAAACAGACGCCGCUGCAGCUUCAAACGAAGUGUAGAGGGCUUAAAUGGGUUGUUUUAUUUGUUUUAAUAUUUUUCCUGUCUCUAGUUGUCUAUCAUUUUGCUUCACUUGCUCAGCCACAGCCUCUACCGCUCCCGCAGUCUUCCAGCUUUUAUGCGUUUGUUCCGCCUCUGAUCUCAGACAAAAAAAAUUCUAACAACAAUGAUAACGGACAGUUUGAGGCAGAAGAUAGUAAAAAUUUGGAAAGAAUUCUAAGGGAAGCAUCGAUGGCGGAGAAGACCGUGAUAGUGACGAUGAUGAAUCAGGCUUAUGCGGAUCUAAACUCAACAUUUGAUGUGUUUCUCGAGGGCUUUCAAGUCGGUGAUGGCACAGAGAAGUUGCUCCGUCACGUGCUCGUGGUGUGUUUGGACGAGAGAGCUUACUCACAUUGCGUGGAGGUCUUUCCUCACCGUUGUUUCUUGCUGAGGACUACCGGCAUUGAUUUCUCAGGCGAGAGGCUGUUCACGGUGGGGGAUUAUCUCGAGAUGAUGUGGCGCCGAACCGAGUUCUUGGGUUCUUUGCUUAAGCUCGGAUAUAACUUCCUCUUCACGGACAUGGAUACAGUGUGGCUUCGAGAUCCAUUUCCUCGAUUAAUUCCGGAUGUAGAUUUUCAAAUCGCUUGCGACCGCUUCAACGGAAAUUCUAGCGAUACCCGCAAUUAUGCCGAUGGAGGAUUCAAAUUUGUCGUGGCGAACCACAGAACAAUCGAGUUCUACAACUAUUGGUAUGAGUCCAGACUAAGAUACCCUGGCAAUAACGAGCAGGACGUAAUUAACAAGAUCAAAGGCAAUAAAUAUCUCAACAAAAUCGGACUCAAAAUGAGGUUUCUAGACACGACACAUGUCGGAAAUUUCUGCCAACGAAACUGGGAUAUUACCAAAGUUUGUGUAAUGCAUGGGAAUUGUUGCAUUGGACAGGAUAAUAAGAUAAAAGAUUUAAGACAAGUUCUUGACGACUGGACGGCUUAUUUUUCCAAUGGAGACCGGGCAAGGGAGUUUCGUCAGCCGAUGAAUUGCUGGAGAAGUCUAAGGCGGCAGUAUAAUAAAGAGCGUGGUUAAUUUAUUUUUCUUGACGUUGUUGAAAGUAAAUCAAAAUAGCCAACGAGUUUUAUGAAUACCCGUAAUGUAGGAUAAAACAUUAUUUUGCUUUCAAGUAACGUGAAUUAGAGCAUAUAGACGAAACACCUGAAAGAAUGAUACGCCAAUAGCUCACAAAGAAACACAUGUCACAUCACAGGCAAACUAGAUACUAUCUAGCUAGCUAUACUCAAUUUCAUAAAGUUGAGAUCCUCUACAUAGUCUUAAAAAAACUUUAAGUUCACUACACUUAUCAAACUCUCCAUGGUAUGCUCCAAACCUUGGAUUUCAACACUUUAUAACCCACAUAUAUAGACAAGCCCGUAUAACGUUGAUCAAGAGGGUAAUUUUUAUACAGCCUAUACCCGCCUAAUUUAUCCAUCUAGUUUAUCAGUUUACUACUAGGCUGAUUACAAAACAUAUUUUUGUCAAUAAAACAUGAAUUUCUCAAACAUAACAUCAAAUCAGACUAUGAGACAUUAAACCAAUUCAGAUGGUUAAGUACUAAAAGCUUCAGUGAUGCAUACCCCUUACACUCAAAUGUCCAUAAUUUAAAAUUUGAUGUGAUUCUUGUCAAUUUCUAUAGGCUGUAUGUUGAAGUUACUGCAACCGGUGAAGUUUGCUAUGAUCUGAGCUAAUGCUAAGGUGAGUUUUGGCUAAAGAUUUUAGUUAUAUAUAAGCCACAGAUGGUAAACAGUAAAAGAAAAAAAGUCAAAGCAGAAAAAACAAAGAUACAAGAAUACUAUAAGAGGUCUUACAAGAGCCUUUAAACUUAAACAUACGAAAAGAGGAGUUCUGUGACACCCCAAUUAUUGAACAAGAUAAUCAGAGAUAACAAAGUGCUUAAGCCAAAAGCUUAAUAAAGAUCAGACGAAACCUUCAAAUGAGAAGUCAUACUCACACUCUCACAGCCAAACUACCAAAUCACCACCUAUCCUCACUCUAGGUUAGCUAAGCUAAAUUGCAGAUUUUUUCUGCCUUUUACGGAGUUUCAGAGUCAGAGACUUUGUUUUUGAUCGUUUUUGCCUUUCCCUAAUGAUAUUUAGGUCUCGGCUUGACUUGAGGUACAGGUACUUUGCAUCGUUAACAUUAAGAUCAUCUACAUGGUCUACAAAGGUAUAAACUCUAUGACGGUUCUCAUCAUAGUAUCCUCCAAGACCUUGGAUUUGAACUCUUUGGAAAGUGUUCCUUUCUAGAUUGAAAUAGAAAACAUAAAACGGUCUAGAUUUUCUAGAUGUAUAGUUCAUCGACAACACAAUAUGACCCAUAGUGGUCACUCCAGCGACGGAAACACCGAGGAGAUUAACGAUUUUAUCAUCCCACAAAGUGUAGAAUGUAUAUUUCGACCAUUCUUAAUUGUUUCUUAACAUCUUCUAGAACCCACACAUGCAACUCCAAGGUAUUGCCAUCACUAUCAUACUUCAGUUUCAUCCCACCUAGUUUUUCCUUAUAGUUUAUUAAGAUUAGCUAGCGCUACAAGUUAGUCUCAAUAUAUUCCAGUUCCGGUGUGGAAAAUAUUGAGAAAUUUGGUAUGGUUUUCUCCGGUUACAUUUUUUCCAAGAUUCCAUUUUACAUCCGAGAGAGUGGAUGGGUUAGUUGGGCUGAGAAAUUUAGUUGCAAAAGUUAUAAUAAAGUGAUUUGAUCACUGUAACUAUAAAUUAUUGAUGUGUAUAUAUAUAAUAUAUUUUUUUUCUGAGAUUUUGUUGCAGUUAUGUUGACUGUGAAUAUUUUAAAAGAGUAUUUCUUAAAUUCACUCCCUAUGAUAAACUUGUAAGUUUACCAACCAAUAAUAGUUUGUCACCUUAUAUUCAGUUUUGAAGAAAAAUAAUAAUAAAAAUUUGUCAAGUCAUAUUAUGUUUACAAAACAAAAAAAAAAGGUAAAAAUAAAUAAAAAAUAGUGGUAGCUACAAAAAAAAUAUUUGUUUACUUUGAUAAUGCCGUCAGAAAAACACUAAACCCUAACCACUAAACAUCAAACUUUUGGAUAAACCUUAAAUUCUUAGGUUAAUUGUAAACCCUAGAGUUUUGUUGAUGGCGUUCACGGUGUAGUGUUUAUGAUUUAGUUCUUAUUGUUUAGAAUUUAAUAUUUAAGAUUUAUCUAAGGGUUUAGAAUUUACCCAAGGAUUUAAUAUUUAAGAUUUAGGGUCUAGUGUUUUUCUGACGGUAUUAACACUGUUAAAAAAACGGCGUUAACACUGUUAAAAAAAAUUCUUUUUUGGCAGCUACUACUAUUUUUUUUUUAACUAAAUAUACAGUAACAAAAUAUUGUUGGUUGGUGAACCUGGUUCACCCUUUAUAUUUUAAACCUACAGGGUGAAUCCAAGAAAAAUCCAUUUUAGCAUAAAGUAUAACUUUAGUCAACAUUAACUUUUACUUAACCGAUAUUUAUUUGGUUAAGAAAAAUCAAACGACGUCUUUCGACCGUUUUUGAUAUUAUACAUGAUUAUUUUUUUAUUUUAUAGAUUCCACAACCUAAAUAAUAAAGAUGUAUGAUUUUGGCCUAAUUUGCACAAAUUUUGUUUUUUUUAAUUUUUAUGCUGUAGCUUUAGAAAUAAAGCUUAAUAAUGAUUGACAAAAAUUAGUAGAGUUUUGAUGCAGGUUUUAAAUUUUAAAACUAAAGCUAAAUCAUGGUUGAUAAAGAUUUGAUGAUUUAAAAAUAAAUAAAGAUAAAAAGUGAUAAAAAAAUACUUCAUCUUAGUCCUAGAUGACCAGAAAAUAAUUAUGAGCGAACUUUUUCUUCCUACCAACAGACCUAACCUAGAUUGUUUCCUUUGUCACACAUAGAAAAUACUAUAUUCAAAAUAUAAUUAUUUAUAUUCUAUUAAAUUAUUUAAUUGUAACAAAUUCAAAACAAAACUUUUGAUAAAAAGUCAAAAUUUAUGAAUAUUUAAUAGUUAAAUAUAUUAAGUUAUGCUUAGGUCUAUUAAUUAGUGUAAUACAUGAUUAAUCGAGUUUUCAAUUUAUUGAAUUCUAGAUUAUGCAUUUGUUGUAUGAUUGACACUUAGUUUAUUAAAUAUAAUAAAUAGGAUUAAUCGUUCAAUAUAUUUUAACAAACAAAGAUAUAAAAUAAAAUCUACUCAAAAUUAUAAAUUAAAAAAAAAUUAUUAAAGAAUUUUAUUUUUACUUUUUCUUGUCAGCAUUAAAAAAAGUAUUUAGUUUUAAGUAAAACUUAAUAGUCAAAAGUUAAAUUAAAUAUUUAGAAAAUAAAUAAAUUAUUAUUUUAUUUUAUUUUUUAUAGAAUGAUUUUAUUUUAUUUUGAAAUCGAUAAAUUUAAUUUAAAUUUUUUAUAAAUAAAACUAUUUUAAAUCAUAUAUUUAUGUGCAAAGCACCGAAUUAGUAUCCUGUGAAAGACUGGAAUCUAAUUUUACUUGGAGUAUCAUUAUUAAAUGUUUAGUUGUUAUGGUUCACAUUAUUCUGAAUUUUUGUUCAAAAUAAAAUUAGGGAAAUUAGGCUAAAUGACUAAAAAAAACAAAUAUACUAAUUAACUAUCCGAAAUCAUCUCUUCUCUCUUAGUUUUUUCCUAUCUCUCUCCCUCCUUUCUACAAAUUUUGUAUCUUUUUUUUUUGGUUAUUUGGCAAAUAACGCUAUAAAAUAGUACUUUUCUCAGCUAUUAAAGAUUAACAAAGUUCAUAAACUAAUAAUUGGAUGGAAAAAUUUGGAGAAAUACACUCAAAUAAGAGUAAUUUGAAAACUACACCAUUGUUUAAAUUUUUGGAAAAAUACACUUAUGUAUAAAUAAAUUUACCAAAUUGUUCAAUCUUAAUAUUUUUCAAUUCUUAAUUUAUUUUAUUUUAUACGUAAAGUAACGACCAAAUACUUUUAUUAAUUAUUAUCAUUGUUUACGAUAGCCUCCAAAAAUUGAGGAAAUUCAUGGAACAAUCUCCACUGAGUACUUAAAGAGAAAGACUUUCUAGCUAAAGAAUAUGCUGCUCUAUUAUUAUUUCUCUUGGUAUGUUGAAAUCUGCAGUUAACAAACAUUACUAUCUAAAAAAAACGGUAGAUAGGUAGAAAUGAAAUCGAGGCUGGAAAUUCUUGUUCUGAAUACUAUUAUUUAUAAUAGCAUUAUCUCCUUCAAAAAUCAGAUUAGUGUAUUCCAAUGACCAUGAAGCUUGCAUUGCCCAGAUCAAAACUGUAAAUUUUGAUUCUUCGACUGUUGGACGGCCUUUAAAAACACCCAUUCCUGAUCCGAGAACGAUGCCGUUACUACUUCAUAUCACCCAACCCAUACCAGAGUUAUGAUGACCUGAAAAUGAGAGGCAUCAUAGUUAUAUUUGACCCAUCCUAUCGGUGGAGGAGACCAAGCUGAAAUUUCUCUAUUAUGAGAUCAUUGUCUAGUUGGACUUCAAGACAAAUCUGGAAAAGAUGCAAACCAUUCCAUAACAUAUGCCUUUGCUCUAUUUAAAUUAUAGCCAGUGCCGUGCGAAGGUUAUUAGGAGCUUAGAACAAAAAUAAUUUAUUUUAUAUCAAAUAUGCAUAUUAAUUUUUUUUAAUACAAACCAGAAAAUAAAUUGUUUUCUUAUCUUAUAUUUUAAAAUUAUUUUUAAGAAAAAUUAAUCUUAUGAAAAUUAAGGUAAAAGUUAUAUUUUUGGUUACAACUGAAAAUUGUAUAUACAAACUCAAAUUAUACGUAGGAAAAUGUUUUCCACAUUCAAAAUAAAAAAUAUAUAAUAAAAUUAAUAUUCACAACAACUAAGCAGAAAUAGUCAUAUUAUUAAAAAAUAUUAAGAGAUAAUUAUAGUUUUUAUCAUAUUAUCAUAUAUUGAUUAUAUGAGUUAUGAAUAUAGAGGCCUCAAAAUGUACUAAUGUGAUAGGGAGUCUGGGGUCAAUGCCCCAAAAUUGAUAAGGUGAGCACGGCUCUGAUUAUAGCUUCCGGAAUAUUUAUCUUCCGAAAUAGUAACUCGUUCCUGCUUUUCCAAAAUUUCCACAUAAACCAAAGGGCAGUUGUCUACUUUCCUCCAUUAACAUAUCAUUAUUUGUAAUUUUGAAAAACAGCUUUAGCUUAUCUUCUAGUGAUCAUGUAUCAUCUGUGAGCGUAGUUGGAUAACCAGCAGCCAAUGUUUUUAAACCCGACCCGGACACUGAACCGGACGACUUACCGGAUCGCUGGAUCACUGGAUCGACCGCGGGUGAACCGCGGGUUAAUAAAUGAAUUAAUUUUAUUAUAUAAUAAUAUAUUAGCUACGAAAAUAAAUAUAUAAAAACUAAAGUUUAAUAUUUUCUAAAUGUUUUUUAAAACAUAAAAUAAUAGUUUGGAUAUAUAUACACUUUAUGUU
Messenger RNA from Brassica rapa (field mustard), 7306 nucleotides. RefSeq lists its product as uncharacterized. The record is from RefSeq and is a predicted model, not a curated record. NCBI's taxonomy places the organism in Eukaryota, Viridiplantae, Streptophyta, Magnoliopsida, Brassicales, Brassicaceae.